This is a messenger RNA of Mesorhabditis spiculigera, 546 nucleotides long. NCBI's taxonomy places the organism in Eukaryota, Metazoa, Nematoda, Chromadorea, Rhabditida, Rhabditidae. The record is from the annotation of a GenBank genome assembly.
AUGGUAAUGAGACAAAUUGGCAGGAGUACGCCGGAAAUUGUGGAACUGGGCGACCCGGUGCAGCUCAACUUCAUGGAUGCGGCACUCACAGGAGGAUUUUCGUUGGAUAGCUGCUAUGCCACGGAUCGAAAGAAUUUGCGGAAUAUAUCGUUAAUACAGAAAGGUUGCUCGAUGCCUGGCCAAGAUCAUGUCGUUACACAUCGAAUUCGAUAUCGAGAUGAUGGCUUUACAUUUGCGAUAAAAGCUUUCAAAUUCUCCGACGGCGAAUCGGUACGUAUCACGUGUUUGGUCAAGAAAUGUACUGGAUGUCCGCAUCCAACUUGUCACCAAGUAGCAAAAAGAAGUCCCGAGCUAGAGAUGCCACACCCGAGCGCCGAGGUGACACGGAUUGUAGCGGAAUUUACCGUCGAAAAAAGCCACCAAAACCUCUGCGCCGAGACGUCAUUACUCUAUUCCGUCGCCGCAAUUUUCAUUUCGUUUUUCAGCGUUGAGUUGCUUGCACUAACUAUAUUAUGUAGAAGGCAAAAACGGAUUACGGCCAAUAAA